Megalops cyprinoides (Indo-Pacific tarpon) is the source of this 1679-nucleotide messenger RNA. It is a transcript of the gene ncs1b, whose product is annotated as neuronal calcium sensor 1b. NCBI's taxonomy places the organism in Eukaryota, Metazoa, Chordata, Actinopteri, Elopiformes, Megalopidae. The record is from RefSeq and is a predicted model, not a curated record. The coding region runs from base 576 to 1148 and encodes 190 amino acids. Gene Ontology annotation, molecular function: calcium ion binding; calcium sensitive guanylate cyclase activator activity. The transcript is spliced from 8 exons.
GAGAGCGAGACGCAGAGGAGGAGAGGAAGAAGGGGAGCAGGAGAGGACGUGCCGAAGCUAGAGCCCGAGUGACGGCUGCAUCCAAGGACAGCCACGCUUGGACACGGUGAGAGGACGGACAGACAGACGGACGGACUGCAGACGUCUCUGGAGCCCGCAGGCCUUUAACGAGAUCCCAGCCUGGGCGUAGGCUCCCGGGGGGGCCGGCCACCAGAUCCCGAGGGAGGACCGGGCAGUGGAGAUGAAAGCAGCGGUCAGAGGAAGCGGGAUGGUUUUGGGUGACCGGGCCUCUGCCUUCCUCCCGCUCUGACUGCCUCUCUGCCAGGGGAGAACUGCGGUAAUCGGCGCAGUUGUGUAAUUACAUCUUUGGCUUUUAAUUGGCUCCUUUCCGCUCCCCUCACCCCCCCCACCCCCCGUUCUGAGGUGGAAGCGAACUGGCAGGGCUUGUCGGGGCGAGAGUGCGCGUGUGUGUGCGUGCGGGCCAGCGGCUGUGUGUGUGUCACCGGCGAGAGAGAGGCGUGCCCCUUGGCUGCGGACCGCAGGAGUGUUAGGGAGCGUGGGGAAACGUGCCGACCAUGGGGAAAUCGAACAGCAAGCUGAAGCCGGAGGUGGUGGAGGAGCUGACCCGGAAGACCUACUUUACGGAGAAGGAAGUGCAGCAGUGGUACAAGGGCUUCAUUAAGGACUGUCCCAGCGGCCAGCUGGACGCUGCAGGCUUCCAAAAGAUCUACAAGCAGUUCUUCCCCUUUGGAGACCCCACCAAGUUCGCCACCUUCGUCUUCAAUGUCUUUGACGAGAACAAGGACGGGCGUAUCGAGUUCUCUGAGUUCAUCCAGGCGCUGUCCGUCACCUCUCGGGGAACCCUGGAUGAGAAGCUCAGAUGGGCCUUUAAGCUGUACGAUCUGGAUAACGACGGCUACAUCACCCGAGACGAGAUGCUCAACAUCGUGGAUGCCAUUUACCAGAUGGUGGGGAACACUGUAGAGCUCCCUGAAGAGGAGAACACUCCAGAGAAGCGAGUGGAUCGCAUCUUUGCCAUGAUGGACAAGAACGCGGACGGGAAGCUUACGCUGCAGGAGUUCCAGGAGGGUUCGAAGGCCGACCCCUCCAUCGUUCAGGCACUGUCUCUGUACGACGGGCUGGUAUAGUGGGCGGAGCGUGUGAAGGUACCCAGGGGUGUUCGAUCCAGUGCCAUUACACCUGUUCUCGGAAAAAGCCAACGUCUCCCUGGCCCCUCUGCCUGGACGGAGAUGGGGUGGGGAAUGGUGGGGGGGUUGUGAUCGUGGAAGUGGACGAGGGGUAUGGGGGGGCCUCCGUUGUCAAUCACUCAUCUCCAUCAUCACCCAAAAACAGUCAAGCCCCCUGUGAGAGACAGUACCCUAUCAGUGGGGACAGUCUGGAGCACUUCUUCUUAAGGAUAACGGAUGAAGAGGGAGAGAAAGAGGAACUUGAAUUGAAUUCUCUCCCGCUCAGAUUUGCAGACAUGGUGGUCGUGGACUGAACUGAGAGACUCGAGAACGCCACCUGUCUGUUCUGUGUGCAUGGUUCAGCUGACCGGGGGAACAUGGCCGCCUGAGGGGGAACAAGCUUCUGGAAACGCUAGCCAGAUGGCACCGGUUCUCUUCUGGAGUGUUUUGAAGAAAAAGAGGGGGAAAAAAAACAACCUUGUUUCUGUAUAU